Phaedon cochleariae (mustard beetle) is the source of this 1038-nucleotide messenger RNA. The record is from the annotation of a GenBank genome assembly. NCBI's taxonomy places the organism in Eukaryota, Metazoa, Arthropoda, Insecta, Coleoptera, Chrysomelidae.
CCUUGAUGUGUUGUGUCAUGUAAUGUGUUCUGUGCUGUGCUGAAUUUGGUGUGCCAUUGGCGUUUGGCGAAGUCUUCGCUAAUAUAAAAAUUCUUGUAGAUAAAUUAUACUAAUUAGUUCAUUACUUUUAACUUGAAGCGAUGAUGCUUUCUAGGAUUUCAUUUCUAUCAGGGCAAGCCCCAAGGACCCUUGCCACAUCUUGCAUCAGAGCAACCAGCACAUCUUCUGCAAAUUCACAAGUAUCACAAACAACUGAAAAUCCAGGAAGUAGUUUGAGGCCUGUGAGGCAGGAACCUGGCAAGGUUCGUAUGGGUUUCAUUCCAGAAGAAUGGUUCCAAUUCUUCUACAAAAAGACAGGUGUAACUGGACCCUACACAUUUGCUUUUACACUUUCCACAUAUCUUGUCAGCAAGGAAAUAUAUGUUUUGGAACAUGAAUACUAUACUGGUCUUUCUCUCAUGAUUAUGUGGAUUUAUGGAAUUAAGAAAUUUGGACCAAAAGUGGCUGCAGCUCUGGACAAGGAAGUUGAUGCAUACGAAGCUUCCUGGAACGAAGGACGAAAAGAGCAAACGAAUACCCUCGGCGAGCAAAUUUCCAACGAGGAGAAGGCCCAAUGGAGCAUGGAGGGCCAGACCAUGCUGGUGCAAGCCAAGCGCGAGAACGUGGCAUUGCAGCUGGAGGCCAACUAUCGCGAACGCCUCAUCACCGCGUACGGGGAAGUGAAGAAGCGCCUCGACUAUCAGGUGGAGAAGCAGAACAUCGAACGCAGAAUCGCCCAGAAGAACCUCGUGGACUGGGUCGUGUCCAGGGUCAGAUCGUCUAUCACCCCCGAUCAGGAGAAACAGAACAUCAACAAGUGCAUCUCCGAUUUGGCUCUAUUGGCCAAAGCCUAGUUUAGGGAACGUGUACAGUCUGUAAGUUAUAUAGCUCAGUGUUGAAGCCUCCUGGUUAAUUUCGAUGUCCGUAUGCCAGCUCAUAAGUAAGAGUAUAAUAUUCUGUUAUCAGUGGCUAUGAAAUAAAAUUUACAAGUAUCAUUUA